Wasmannia auropunctata (little fire ant) is the source of this 1846-nucleotide messenger RNA. Its product is annotated as peptidyl-prolyl cis-trans isomerase FKBP8-like. The coding region runs from base 374 to 1657 and encodes 427 amino acids. The record is from RefSeq and is a predicted model, not a curated record. The transcript has 6 exons. NCBI's taxonomy places the organism in Eukaryota, Metazoa, Arthropoda, Insecta, Hymenoptera, Formicidae. Gene Ontology annotation, molecular function: protein binding; peptidyl-prolyl cis-trans isomerase activity.
CCCUCGCUGAAUAAAGCCUUGCAAAAAUAUUUACAUUGCCAUUUACAAUGGUGUUUAUACAUUUAUAUAUAACCUUAAUGAUACAGUAAAUGAGUUAUCAAAAAAAAUAUUUAUAUCUCUUACAUCCUUCGAAGACGUGACUGGCUGAUUUCUCAAAAUCUACGAGGUGAUUCCUUCGGGAACCUCCGAAACAAUUCAAACGAUUCGACUAUCGAUCCGGUGAAUUACAUAGUUACUUUCGAGUGGCAGGAGUCCCGCAGGACACACGUGUGUGACGUGUGUUUUUGUGUCGUAUUGUCGUGACGUUUAUUCCAACAGAAUACGGAUUACGGUAUAUGAGAAGUUGUUUCUUCCCUGUGUCCGGCUCUUCGAAAUGACCACCACCUUCCACACCGCCGAGAUGGACGAAAGUACGAUAUUAGAGGAAGAAACUCAGACUGAUACAUCUUCAGAGAUAUUUGAUGAUUACGAUGAUGAAGAGCUAUUAUCACCUGCACCUUCUUCGGAGAACCAAUCUAAGGUGAAUCAACCUAAAGAGGAUCAAUCUAAGAAGGAUCAACCUAAGGAAGAUCAACCUAAGGAGGAUCAAUCUAAGGAGGAUCAAUCUAAGGAGGAUCAAUCUAAAGAGGAUCAACCUAAGGAGGAUCAAUCUAAGGAGGAGGAGUCAUUAGAUAUACUUGGUAAUGGUCAGCUGAAGAAGAAAGUUCGAAAGAAAGGCCAGAAAGAUGUAAAGCCGCAAAGAGGUGAUAUAUGUACACUAGAAAUGAUUGGUAUGCUUGACGAUGGGACAGUAGUGGAAUAUAAUGAUAACAUGUCGAUACAAGUAGGGGACUUGGAAGUAGUACAGGGAUUGGACCUAACGAUUGUAUUGAUGGAAUUGGGCGAAGUUGCCGAAAUUCGAGUUGAUCCUAGAUUUGCUUAUGGCACACGUGGCGAUGGAUCUGUACCACCUAAUGCUACUGUUACAUACAUGGUUGAAUUGAAGGCGAUAACAGAUGAGCCUGAGAUAGAAACUCUGAGCAUUCGGGAAAGAAGAGAAAUAGGUAACAAGAAACGCCUACGUGGAAACUGGUGGUUUAUUCGCAAGGACUUUACUUUCUCGAUACAGUGCUAUCGGAGGGCGUUAGACUAUCUAGAAAUAAAGAACAGUACAAAAUGGAAUAAAAAUGAAGCAGAGACGGUUACCGAUACUGAAUUGCAGAUCCUGUUGGAUGAUAGCUUAAAAGUGCAUAACAAUUUUGCUGCUGCAUUAAUUGAAAUGAAAAACUACCAUGGUGCUUUAGAUCAUGUAGAAACAGUUCUGAAGUUUCAACCAAAAAAUACGAAAGCUCUAUUUAGGAAAGGAAAAAUAUUUAAAAUUGAAAACGAAUAUGGAAAAGCUUAUGCAACUUUCCUUGAAGUGCAAAAGUUAGAUCCAAACCUGAAGUCAGUACAGGCGGAAUUGAUGAGUUUAAAAGAAAAAAUUUCAAAACAGAGUAAGCAAGAAAAGAAUCUGUAUGCUAAAAUGCUAGGUAUAGGGACAGAGAAAGAUGCUAAGCACCCGUCAAAGAAUACAAAGGUAAAAAAUAAUAGUAAAAUUGCUAAAGGAAUUUUAUGGACUCUGCUUGGAGCAUCUGCUGCUGUUGUCGGUAUACUUAUACACAGAUUUGCUUCGUGAAAAAGAAAAAAAAACAGACAAAACCAGUUAAUGAGGUACAGAACCUAUUGUAUUUUUUUUCAAUAACAGAAACAUAUUAAUUUAAAUAUUAUAAAAUUUUAUAAUUAUAUAAUAUUAAAUUAUAUAUUUCUGAUAUUUCUAAUAUAUUUGAGAUGAACUAAUAAAUGGUAAACCAUAAAUGCAAAAAAA